This is a messenger RNA of Doryrhamphus excisus (bluestripe pipefish), 1823 nucleotides long. RefSeq names its product RNA (guanine-7-) methyltransferase (gene rnmt). The record is from RefSeq and is a predicted model, not a curated record. Gene Ontology annotation, cellular component: nucleus. Gene Ontology annotation, molecular function: mRNA 5'-cap (guanine-N7-)-methyltransferase activity. NCBI's taxonomy places the organism in Eukaryota, Metazoa, Chordata, Actinopteri, Syngnathiformes, Syngnathidae. Gene Ontology annotation, biological process: 7-methylguanosine mRNA capping.
ACCGGAAGUAAAUCUAUUGACCCGGAAGCAAUAGUAAGCGCAUGCGCCUCGGGUAAAAGAAAUAAUAAUCCUUGAACAUGGACGCCACAAAGGAAAAAGAAGCCCUUUCGAUGAAAACCCCCAACAGUAAGAGGACGAGGGGUGAAGACGACGAGCCCCCCGCGGCGAAAACCAAGCCGGCGGUCGACCACAACACAAACGUGGCCAACCACUACAACCAGCUGCAGGAAGUCGGCUUGGCCGCUCGCAGCAACAGUCGCAUCUUCUUCAUGAGGAACUUCAACAACUGGGUGAAGAGCGUCCUCAUCGGGGAGACCCUGGAAAAGGUGCGCGCGGGGGGUCAUCGCCACGUGUCCGUGUUGGACCUGGGCUGCGGCAAAGGGGGGGACCUGCUCAAGUGGCGGAAGGGCGGCAUCGGCCACCUGGUGUGCGCCGACAUCGCCGGCGUGUCUGUGGAGCAGUGCCAGAGUCGCUACGAGGACAUGAGGAGGAAGAGCCACGCCAGCGAGAAGAUCUUCAGCGCUCAGUUCAUCACCGCCGACUGCACCAAGGAGGUCCUGUCUGAGAAGUUUGACCGACCCAAUCUGACGUUCGACAUAUGCAGCUGCCAAUUUGUCUACCACUACUCCUUUGAGAGUGAGGCCAAGGCUGACAUGAUGUUGAGGAACGCCUGCGAGAGCCUCAAACCUGGAGGCUUCUUCAUCGGGACCACCCCGGAUGCCUACGAGCUGGUGAAGCGCCUGGAGGCAUCGGACUUGCUCUCCUUUGGCAACGACAUCUUCAAGGUGUCCUUCCAAUCCAGAGGCGACUACCCGCUCUUCGGCUGCCAGUACCACUUCAGCCUGGAGCAGGUGGUCAACGUCCCGGAGUUCCUCGUCUACUUCCCCCUGCUGGAGCGCAUGGCCCUGCACUACGGCAUGCGCUUGGUGUCCAAGCAGAGGUUCUCCCAAUUCUUUGAGGAGAAGGUCAAGCACAGCCAUCACCGCAGCCUCAUGAUGAAGAUGUCCUCGCUGGAGACGUUCCCCUGCGAAGACGGAGGGAGGCCGGAGUCCGUCGGUGAAGACGAGUACUGCCACGCUCGGGAGCACUGCAACAGAAUGGCUUCCGGAAUGCGACUGGGAACGCUGAGCAGGUCCGAGUGGGAAGCGGCUAGCAUCUACCUGCUGUUUAUCUUCCAGAAGAUGUCCUGAUGCUGACAAACAUGGAUGCUUAUGUACUACAACUCCCAGAACGCAUUGCAGUGUUUGCUAAAGACACUUAUGCAGCUGAGUUUAUCCAGGCUUUAUAAUUCCCAAACUGUCUCUGCAUCCGAGAUUGGAUGAAGACCACAUCUUCCCCAUCACAGCCCUGAGCUGCUGCUGACAUCCAACAUGCAACAUCCACCUUGGAACCAGCUUAGCUUAUUUUCCUGAUAAGCUAAUUAAAGCAACUAUUUUUAUAAUCUGGAAUGCAUCAUAGCAGAGGACACUAAAGAACCAAUGUUGUAUUAGCGGUGAGCUACAAGCUCCUUAGCCAGCAUUAAAGGCAGUAAAUGGUUCCGGAGGCUGAUUGCUCAUCAUACUUCAGUUGCAGCUACUGUUAUCUUGUGGAGUUAAACAUCAUGCAUAGAGAGGUUGCCUGCAGCCACAGCUGCCAAUGUUUUUUUGUGAACCUAAUUUAACAAGCGGUGGUUAUUUUGCUUUUGUGUAGCGCGCACCAGGGGAUUUCUGGGGCUGGUGGUUCAUUGAAGCGUGAAUUGGAGUAUGUACAGUAAUGUGGAAAGCCAAGUCAUCUCUGUUGGCUGGUUGUGCUGAUGCUAUGGUAAAUAAAGCACAUAAAUGAAA